ACACACACACACACGCAUACACAAACUGAUAAAAUUCCCUUCGUAUUUUUUUUUUAUAAUAUGUUUAAAUUACUCACCUGUUCAACAAAUUAUAUAAAAGCACAACUUUUCUACAUAUCGAACGCACGCACACACACGUUGACGUAUCGCUGUGCUGACGCAGACCCGUUCAGGCACAUACGUAGUUCAUAUACAAAACACACAUACACACACACGCAGACGCACACACGCACACACGCACACACGUACACACGCUGUCGCCGCCACCGCGACGUAGCGCACAUGCUCACACGUGCGAAAUAAACCACACACGGGGCAACGACUGCUCAGACUCACAUCUACUACAGUCGCCUAUCCUUGCUUACACACAGACACAGAGAUAAACAAUCGGACACACACACACACACACAUAUUCACGUACACUCACACACAUUCUCUCACUGACAAAUCCACAAUUGAUGCCGGCAUAAAAUGGAAGAAUUCCAAGAUUGGUUAAGUUCUCGAAGAGGUGGGACCGAGAAGUCGGUUUGCGUCGGCUACUUGCAGUGUUGUGAAGUCUAAAGCAAUAGCUAAGUGUUACGUGAUGAAGUUUGGCAUAUCACUACAAUAGCAAACGGUGCCAUGAGAUCAGUGUAACAGUAAGAGUGGGACUGGCACCAACUUUUUCAACUGUAUGCGUGUGUAUGUGUGCGUGUAGUGUGCGUGUGUGUGUGUGUGAGUGUGUGUAUGUAUGAGUGCUUACCAGUCUGUUCCUGUUCGGUCGAUCGGUCACAAUACAUAUUUCUCAACACAACAUUUCUUGUUUAUUUAAUUCUGUUUUAUAAAUUCUAUGUCAUUUGUGAUUAUUCAUAUUUAAAAAAAAAAAAACAGAAAAAACAACAGCCUAACAAUUUUUCUUCCUUUUCAACAUAAAUUAUAACAGCCGAAAUAUAACACAAAAUUAUAAAAAGAAAAAAUCAAAACAAACAAAAAAGAUUAAAAACACAAAACACAUAAACAAAUUUAAACAAAAAAACACAAAUAUAUUUUUUUCCAUUUUUUUUUUCAUUUCGAAGUGAUGUUGUUAAAUGCAACAGUGAAUAUAUCUGUCUUUUUUGACAGUGACCCGAAUGUCGAGGAUUAUUAUUACUAUUCAAACUUUCUGGAUUCCAAUGAUACAACUGAGAACAUCGUUUUAAACACCAACAACAACAUCAACAGCAACACUAACAACAACAAUAUCAACUCUCCAGAGGAAUCUAAUCAUUCUAACACGACCAAAACAAUUAUUAUUGGACUUUUAUUAUCAAUUAUGAUUCUAGUUUCGGUUGUUGGAAAUAGUUUGGUAUGUGUUGCCGUGUUCAAAGUGAAACAGAUGCGGAAAAUCGGAAAUUUUUACCUCGUAUCUCUUGCCAUAGCGGACCUUUUGGUGUCUUUGUUGGUGAUGACAUUUGCUCUGGCCAACGAUAUCAUGGGAGAAUGGGUGUUCGGGCGGCCUUUCUGCAACGUUUGGAUAUCCCUAGAUGUGAUGUGUUCGACAGCUUCCAUAUUGAAUCUUUGUGCAAUCAGUUUGGACAGAUACAUCCACAUACGUGACCCUUUACAUUAUGAAAACUGGAUGACAAAGAAACGGACAGCAAUCAUCAUAAGCGUAGUAUGGGUUUGUUCGUUUCUCAUCUCUUUCUUACCAAUCCAUCUCGGUUGGCACAGCCCAGAUGCCGCUUCGACUCAACGGACAGGCUGUGACCUCGACAUUAACCCCAUCUAUGCUGUGAUUUCCUCCACCAUCAGUUUUAUCAUCCCCUGUAUAGUCAUGUUGUCAAUCUAUUGUAAAUUAUACAGUACGGCUCAACAACACGUCAGGAACAUACGACGAACGUACGCCUGCGAGAGGUACGACGGGUCCUUAUCCGACCACAAAGCCGCGAUUACGUUAGGGAUCAUAAUGGGCGUCUUUCUAUUGUGUUGGACCCCAUUUUUCGUAGUGAACCUAACUUCUGCAGCAUGCAAGACUUGUAUCCCUCCAUUGGCCUUUAAGAUUCUUACCUGGCUCGGCUACGCCAAUUCUUCCCUAAAUCCUAUCAUUUAUAGCAUAUUCAACACGGACUUUCGGGAAGCUUUCCGUCGAGUGAUUUUACCUAAUUCUUAUACAGCCAACGACGAUGGUUACACGUACGCACCAAACAACAAAGAAGUGACGGUCUCCACAAAUUCUACGUCGAAAACAAUCACACAGAAUGGUAGUCGAAAGGACAGCAAAACCCGCCUUAUUUCAGAGCAGAGCCCUCUGGUGAAAAGUGCAGAAAACAAGACAGUUGCGUUGGUACCAAGCAAACCUAGUCAGAGUAAAAAGUAGCGGACUUGUUGGUUGUCUUCAGAACUCUUCAAUUAUAAGGGACCAAUGCAAAUCCCUUGCUCGACUGCCACUGCUACCACCACUAUCACCACCACUACUACUACUACUACUACUACUACUACUACUACUACUACUACUACUACUGCUACUACUGAUGCUGCUGCUGGUGCCGGUGCUGGUGCUGCCAUAUCUUUUAAAAUGUCUACUACUACAAUUACUACAAGAAUUACAACUUCUCUUGCUCAUGACUACAAAAUAUCAUGACUACAAAAACCCGGUCUCAUUAAUUAAGAUUGUAAUUACUAUUAUAAUUAUCAUUUUCAAGGUUGAAGUCGCGGUGGGGUGAACAAAUUAUAUACUAGUUAUGUAAUGGGGUUAUUUACAUCAAUUACUUCUUUUCUUCUCAAAAGCAAAAGAAGGACAUAACGACGACGGGUUUGGAUUUCUGCCUAAAGAAAAAAUAAGAAGAAUAAUAAUCGUCCUUAUUAUUACAGCCAAAGUGCUUAGCUGGCAAGAUCUUUAGAAUGUCGUAUGAAUGUCUUUACGCUCUUUGUUCCGAGUGUUAACGCUUUGAGUUCAGUUCUCAAUCACGAAAUGUCAUUUUAGCUUCCUAUUCUUUGAGAGCCGAUGAAAUAAAGUAACUGCAAAGUACUGAUCUCAAGGAUAUUGACUAAUCGCCUCCACAGAAAACUAUGCUUUGAGAGCCGAUGAAAUAAAGUAACUGCAAAGUACUAAUCUCAAGGAUAUUGACUAAUCGCCUCCACAGAAAACUAUGCUUUGAGAGCCGAUGAAAUAAAGUAACUGCAAAGUACUAAUCUCAAGGAUAUUGACUAAUCGCCUCCACAGAAAACUAUGCUUUGAGAGCCGAUGAAAUAAAGUAAAUGCAAAGUACUAAUCUCAAGGAUAUUGACUAAUCGCCUCCACAGAAAACUAUGCUUUGAGAGCCGAUGAAAUAAAGUAACUGCAAAGUACUAAUCUCAAGGAUAUUGACUAAUCGCCUCCACAGAAAACUAUGCUUUGAGAGCCGAUGAAAUAAAGUAACUGCAAAGUACUGAUCUCAAGGAUAUUGACUAAUCGCCUCCACAG
Octopus sinensis (East Asian common octopus) is the source of this 3421-nucleotide messenger RNA. RefSeq names its product dopamine receptor 1-like. Bases 1058 to 2335 code for a protein of 425 amino acids. The transcript is spliced from 2 exons. The record is from RefSeq and is a predicted model, not a curated record. NCBI's taxonomy places the organism in Eukaryota, Metazoa, Mollusca, Cephalopoda, Octopoda, Octopodidae. Gene Ontology annotation, molecular function: G protein-coupled receptor activity. Gene Ontology annotation, cellular component: membrane. Gene Ontology annotation, biological process: adenylate cyclase-activating adrenergic receptor signaling pathway.